Populus euphratica (Euphrates poplar) is the source of this 1734-nucleotide messenger RNA. RefSeq names its product mannan endo-1,4-beta-mannosidase 6-like. The record is from RefSeq and is a predicted model, not a curated record. Gene Ontology annotation, biological process: polysaccharide catabolic process. Bases 135 to 1550 code for a protein of 471 amino acids. NCBI's taxonomy places the organism in Eukaryota, Viridiplantae, Streptophyta, Magnoliopsida, Malpighiales, Salicaceae. The transcript is spliced from 6 exons. Gene Ontology annotation, molecular function: mannan endo-1,4-beta-mannosidase activity.
CCCCUCUUCAACACUCGUCUUGCAUAUCACAGUUUCUGCUACUCGGUAGAAGACAGCCUUAGAUGGUCAUGCAUAUAAAUAUGGGGGGUCCAGUGAAGAGGGGUGUGCAACCCUUGGUUUGCUGACUCAAUACUAUGGAUACCAACAAGAGGGUAUUUGGGUUCAAGAUCAUUUUCUUGGUGUCCGUUUUUAUUCUUCUUAAUGAAAGUUCAAAAUGCAGCAGCUUUGGUGUUAUGGAUGAUGAACAAUUUAAAACAAUGGUGGAGGAAGUAGACAAUCAUCUACCAUCUUCUAGCUCAAGUCAAGGGGUUUAUGAGUUGAAUGAUGUGGAAGAAGAUGAAUGGCUAAUGGUAGCAAAGAAAGGAAACCAGUUUGUGAUCAAUGACCAACCUUUCUAUGUCAAUGGAUUUAACACAUACUGGCUGAUGGUGUUUGCUGCUGAUCAAUCUACCAGAGGGAAGGUCACUGAGGUUUUCCAAAAAGCAUCCUCAGUUGGCCUAUCAGUUUGCAGGACUUGGGCUUUUAAUGAUGGUCAAUGGAGAGCUCUUCAAAAAUCUCCAGGUGUUUAUGAUGAAGAUGUUUUCAAGGCCCUGGAUUUUGUGGUCAGUGAAGCAAAGCAGUACAAGAUCAGGCUCAUAUUAUCAUUGGCUAACAAUUGGGAUGCAUAUGGUGGAAAAGCACAAUAUGUUAAAUGGGGAAAAGCUUCUGGCCUCAAUUUGACAUCUGAUGAUGAUUUCUUCUCUCAUCCAACUCUCAGAAGUUACUACAAGGCUCAUGUCAAGGCGGUGUUGAAUAGAGUCAAUACGAUCACAAACAUAACCUACAAGGAUGACCCUACAAUAUUUGCUUGGGAGCUGAUGAAUGAACCUCGAUGCACCUCAGAUCCCUCUGGCGAUAAACUGCAGUCAUGGAUAACAGACAUGGCAGUAUAUGUGAAGAGCAUGGAUGCAAAGCACUUAGUAGAGAUUGGAUUGGAGGGAUUUUAUGGACCAUCGGCUCCUGAUAGGGCUCAGUUCAAUCCAAACUCAUAUGCUACGCAAGUUGGUACCGACUUUAUCAGGAACCAUCAGGUUCUUGGUGUUGAUUUUGCUUCUGUUCACAUAUACGCAGACUCCUGGAUUUCGCAAACAAUUACGGAUUCUCAUAUCCAAUUCACCAAGUCAUGGAUGGAAGCUCACAUAGAGGAUGCUGAGAAAUAUCUGGGAAUGCCGGUUGUGUUCGCUGAGUUUGGUGUAUCUUCAAAAGAUCCUGGAUACAACUCAUCAUUCCGCGACACUCUAAUUAACACAGUGUACAAGACCCUCUUGAACUCAACCAAGAGAGGUGGGAGUGGAGCUGGGAGCCUUCUGUGGCAGCUUUUCCCUGACGGGACAGACUACAUGGAUGAUGGAUAUGCAAUUGUUCUAUCAAAAUCUCCUUCCACAUCAAACAUCAUUUCCCUCCAUUCAACACGAGUCGCAAUCGUCAAUUCCAUGUGUUCAUGGAAAUGCAAAUGGGGCUGCAAGAAGAGGAAUCCUUUAGAGGCAUUCCUCUACCAUGAUGAUUUGUAAAAGUAGUUGAUCGGUCACAACAGGAAAAGGAAGAAGUACAGUGGUUAUGAUAAUACACCCCUGUUUUUGUACCUCCAAAAACAUGAAUACUGGUGGUAUUAAAUAAAGAAAAUGGCUUUACAAGCUGUUAUUGUAUUAUCAGACAAGCAAUUUUAUCUCCUCCACUUGGGUUUUUCCUUUGAAA